UCGUCAUCGGCCCGAUCCACACUCUCCCACAGUGCUUCCGUCCGAUCCGUUGCGCUUUCCACCAAAGGUCGAGGUCCCAGUGUCUUCAUCGACGAUAUCGAACGAGAAGAGUUAUGGGCCGAGUACCUUUACAGAACAGCGGCAAAGAAGGGGUGGUUCCGAAACACAGGAGGUGCAUCUGGUCUUCUCUCGCCAACUGCUGUCGGAGCAGGCGAUAUUUCCUUCGACGAAAGCAGCAUGCGUAUGAGCAGACGACUGUCCGUCUUCACGCCCGGUGUACAGCAACCAGUUGUCGUCGAAAAGGCUCUCGCAGUGGGCCAGAUCUCUCUCCGUGUACAGAAGGGUGAUUACCGUACGUUCCCACCUGCUCUCGAUGGUGGUGAAUUCGAAAUGGCAGUAGCCGGUCUCAACGUCGAAUCGGCAAUCAAGAUCACCAACAAAACACCAGCGCUCAUUCUGUCGAAGCUUCCGCCGACCGCCUUCGAGGUCGUUCUCGGAGAGAACAAUCAUAUUCAAAUUUUAGAGAAUGUUCAGAUGCUUGCACGUGGUCGUCGCAAUCAAUUCGCGGCUUUCAUCCGAGAUGAAAAGUCACUGGUCGUUUGGGACGAUGAUCCGCAAAACCUAAUCCCACGAGCGACUGAUCUGGAAAAAGAGAUCAUCGAGGCAGUAUGGUCCAAAAAGCCUGUCGUGACGGAGGAGGCUGCGGAUUUGGAGAAGGGUACCCUCAUGGGAGAGAAGAGAGAAAGGCAGCUGUUGAUUCCUGGCGUUGUCGCUUGUGCGACUGCCAUGCUGGGAACUUUCAUUGGCCUCGGAAUCCGGAGUUUGGUGAACGAGAGUUUGCAACAAGGAGGCGGGUGGGAGCGAUUCGCCAUGCUUGCGGCGGUCCCGCAUACCAUCUUCUUCUCCAUGUUCUUCACGAUGAUUGUCUGCAGUAGUAUCAUCCAGUUGUUCGGCCCGACUCAGCAACUGAACGAAAACUCACUUUCGUUCAGUGCUAAACCGCCAAGACGUGUUGCUGGUUAUCUACCGCAUAUCACCAUUCAGAUGCCGGUUUACAAGGAGUCAUUGGAAAAGGUUAUCGAUCCCACUAUCCGCUCCGUGAAAGCAGCUAUCUCCACGUACGAACUUCAAGGUGGAACUGCUUCAAUCUUUGUAAACGACGACGGUAUGCAGCUCAUCAGCGAAGACGAGGCGGACGAGAGAAUCGACUACUAUGGCGAACAAGGUAUUGGAUGGGUCGCACGCCCGCCACAUGGAACAAACGGAUUCGUCCGUGCCGGACGUUUCAAGAAAGCAUCCAACAUGAACUUUUCUCUUAACAUGUCUCUGGCCGUCGAAGCUAAGCUUGAAGGAAUCGAGCGAGGACCUGAAUGGACUGAUCAGGACGAGUACGACGCUUACGAGAAAGCACUGGAAGAAUCACAGGACGAAAUUGCGAACGGUGAAGCUUGGGCGGAGGGUGACAUCCGUAUCGGUGACUUUAUCCUUAUCAUCGAUUCCGAUACACGAGUACCCGAAGAUUGUUUCCUUGAUGCUGCGUCCGAGUUUAUGCUCUCGCCGGAAGUUGCCAUUAUCCAGCAUGCGUCUGGAGUCAUGCAGGUUGUUGACGAUUUCUGGGAGAACGGUAUCACCUUUUUCACGAAUCUCGUUUACCUCGCUAUCCGAUACGCCACUGCUGGUGGAGAUGUCGCUGCUUUCGUCGGUCAUAACGCUUUCAUCCGAUGGACUGCUUUGCAAGAAGUCGCUUGGCUUGACGAUGACGGGACUACCAAAUGGUGGUCGGAGUCGCACGUGUCUGAGGACUUUGAGAUGGCCCUGAAACUCCAGAUCUUGGGGUACACCAUCAGAUUGGCUUCUUACCAUAAUGGAGAUUUCAAGGAGGGUGUGUCUUUGACGGUCUACGAUGAACUGACACGAUGGGAGAAGUACGCGUAUGGUUGCUCUGAGCUCAUGUUCCAUCCUAUUCGAUUUUGGCUGACCCGUGGCCCGUUCACGCCGCUGUUCCUUACCUUCAUCAGUUCGAAGAUCAAGGGUUUCUCGAAGUUCACCAUUCUCGCCUACAUUGGUACAUACUUUGCCAUUGGUGGAGCAUGGCUCUUGACUGUUGUGAACUACUUCGUCAUUGGUUGGUACAAGUACGCUGUCGACAAGUACUACGUCGACUCCUGGCAAAUCACCUUGUCAUGUUUGGUGGUGUUUUGUGCUGCUGGUCCAUUCUGUUCUGCAAUCUACAGAUAUCGUAUCGGUCAUGCAAGUCUGCUUCCGGCAUUGUACGAAAACUUCCGAUGGGUGCCACUUCUCACGGCGUUCAUGGGAGGUCUGUCGAUGCACGUCUCAUGGGCGUUGAUUUGUCAUUUGUUCUCGCUGCCUCUUUCCUGGGGUGCCACGGCCAAGGAGCUUGAGGCUUCUAAUUUCUUCAAGGAAGUACCCAAGAUCGCUCGCAGAUUCAAAUGGAUCUACCUCUGGAUUGCGGUUGGUGCGGCGAUGAUGAUUUAUCUAGCUUUCUUUGCGCCCUACAAAUGGCGGAUUGACACGGUUAUCGUCGUUCUUCCGUUGGUGUGGCAGUUGGUAUUCCACGCGCUUCUACCUAUCGUCCUCAACCCGUCAUUGAUGACUUUCCGUUUCUAAGGAGCUUAGAUGGGGAGGAACUUUGGAGUUUUGUCUUUUCUUCUAGCAUAUGGGUUCACUUCAUUCAUACCCUAUCAUACCGAAUAAAUCUAGACCAUUUUCGCAUAUCUCUAUCGUACCAUCAUAAACUUUACAAGUUCUUCUUGUUCUCCAAGACGAUGCGGUAAGUGGCCUUACCGUCCUCCAUAUCCUUGACGGCCUGGUUGACGUUCUCGAGGUCGUACUUCUGGACCCAGGACUUGACGCCGGACUUGGCCGCAAGCUCAAGCAUCUCGCGGAUGGUCUGGGGAGAACCGAUGAGAGAUCCGACGAUCUUGGCAUUGUUCCUGAUCAAAGCACCAGGACGGAGGGUAACACCCUCCUCGGGGAGACCGACGACGAUAAAGGUACCCCUGAGCUUGAGCAAACUCAAGUAGUCACCGAAGGGCAUGUCAGCCUCGG
Molecule: messenger RNA, 3069 nt
Organism: Saitoella complicata NRRL Y-17804
Lineage: Eukaryota; Fungi; Ascomycota; Saitoellomycetes; Saitoellales; Saitoellaceae
Exons: 2
Coding region: 238-2628 (796 amino acids)
Source: RefSeq, a predicted model, not a curated record